CGGUCGCUACGGAGUUCGGUCCGCCAUUUCGUUCUUUCGGAGACGCUCCUCUCUCUACGGGGGGCUUGGGCAAUUAACGGUGUCUUUCCCAAAACCGAUUUAUGCUAAUCAAAGACAUAUUAAUAUCAAUUUGGCUCCAUAAAAUAUUGCCCGUUUGGACCAUAAAGCAAACAAAUGUGAAAUAAAAACUAUUUUCGACUAUAGGCUGGACAAAAGAGCGAACAAAUCUGUACAAAAAAGUUGUGCUAAAUACGUUAUAAAUAAAAUAAAAUUCAAACUUAAUUUGAUAAACUCUGGCAUCCCACGGAAGCCGCAAAUCCCGACAAUUCCUACAUAAUAAAUCACAUAAAAACAUGCUACAAUGGAGCUGAUAAAAAAGUACAAACAGGGAAAGCUAACAACUGGCGAUAUACGCAAUCUGAACCACACCGUGAUAUGCCUUAUGGUAUGCAUUGCAAUAUUCUCUAUAAUAUGGAGCAUUUCGUUGCACAUGAUAUCCGGGGAUCUGUACGAGGGAAUAGUCAGUGCCAAACUCAUUUUCCGUGAGCGCAACUUCGAUCAAAUGGAUAACCGCAGCAAGGAGAUCCUACAUCGGGACUAUAUCAAAGCCACCCAGCAGGCCUAUGGGGAUAAAUAUUCCGUUCAGGAUGUAGCACCGGAUUCGCUGCAGAGCGAUAGCCAAACCACAAAGCCAACCUUCAAGAUACCACAUAUCUACGAGUCGAGGGAGAACCGGCCACGGUUGGAGCGUUUGAUAGCUGAAAAUAAUGAAGAAAAGGCCUUGACCACAACGCUGGCGCCGACUCCCAAGAUUGUCUUCAAUGCGGAGGCAGAUCGCCAGUUCCUGGCCAGCAUGGCCUUGGAUACACAUGCCACAUUUUGGAAUCCUGGGAUUGGCGCACAGUUCGUCUAUGCAUUUCCUCUUAUAUCGGAGAUUGUGGCCAUCAUCUGGACAGCCAUGUGUCUGAUCUUCCAGACGGGCAGCAAAAAGAGUUCAGUCCUGCCGAAACCCUGGCGCAUUGUGGUGCCCUCCAUCAUCAUUUUCUCCGUGAUGAGCCUUGGUAGCGUUCUCUACACUAUCCUGACCAACGGACAUCUAAAGCAAUUGUGCGGACAACUCCGCGAGAAUCUCACCGAUCCCAUUGCCAUCAGCUGCGGGGAUGCCAUCGCCCUGCUGCGGCCCAUCGUGCACGAGCACAAUGUCUCCCACGACACGUAUCUGCAGCUCUUUCGCUGCAGCUAUGUGAUUGGUAUGGUGCUGUGGAUCAUGGCCCUGCUAGUGAUGGUGCUGCGGUUCAUCUUCGCCGUGGACUUCCAGCUGGUCGACAUCGAUGAGUUGUUUGACCAUCGGCCGAGCACAGAUUUCCAGGCUCCCAUUCAGCCCGUCUAUAGGGAGGUAGUGCAGCAGAGCAGUCCGCAGCACCAGACGCAGAUAAGGCCCAGAUCCGAGGAGGACUAUCAGAGUGCCAGGUCGCACUUGAGCGAUGUGGCAGUGCCGCUUCUAGAUGGUCAGCCCCAAGCUUCGGUUGGGGUCACCAGUUUGGCCUAAAGGGUGGCAAAACGAAUGGCAAUCUCAGGUUUAUAUUUAUUUUUAUAUACGAAGUGAAGUCCUAGGGAAUGGUGGGAAAUAGGGGUAAUCAUUUGUCCCUUUUAUCCAGAAUUUAGUCUAAAUUUUAGAGUUCUCCCAUAGAGGAGUCUAAGCGAACUCGUGCCUCGAAGUCAGAAUUAAAUAGUUUAGAAAAUGUCGCCUUACCUAAGGAAAAAAGUGGAUUUGUUGGACGAUUUCAGGUCAAUUUAAUGGAUUUUGAUAUAAAGAUAUUUUAGCAUACUUUCAGGCAUUAGCAUAAAUACAUAUAUGUAUGUAUCAUUCAUUAAUUUGGAUUCGUUGGUUUCGAAUCUCGUUAAAGACCUUUAUUUAACUUUUAACAUUUCAAUCCAUCCAAAGCCGAUAAUCUCCAAAAAAGCUAAGCGACAUUCCCUAGUCGGUCGAUCGACUAUAAUCUUUUAAAAGAAACAUUAACCGUAGAGUUUUUUGUUUUAUUGAAAAUGCAAUAAUAUUCUAACCGUCUGACAACCGAAAAACUGUGCAAAUAAAAUACAAACGUUAUGUAUACGAAGGA
This is a messenger RNA of Drosophila persimilis, 2120 nucleotides long. RefSeq lists its product as uncharacterized. The transcript is spliced from 6 exons. NCBI's taxonomy places the organism in Eukaryota, Metazoa, Arthropoda, Insecta, Diptera, Drosophilidae. The coding region runs from base 362 to 1549 and encodes 395 amino acids. The record is from RefSeq and is a predicted model, not a curated record.